CUUUCUUCCGGAAACAAAGGCUGCCUUCCCAGCAACCUGGGCCCGACACUGCUGAGACCCGGAACACCGUUUAGGGGGAAGUUCGGCGGCUUUGGGGAGCGACGCGAAUCUUUUAAGAUGUUGCGCGGCCUGAGUGGUUGGUUGGGGAUGAAUUGGGCGGAAGAGGAAGGAAAACCGUCUUCCCCCAAAGGGAAAGCAAGGACUGGCGCGGAAGAACAGGUUCCUGAAAGAGACGCGCCAUCACCGUGCUACGAAGAGGAGGGACAGAAAGGGAGGCCAGACCUGGACCCGAUCGUUAAUCAGGCGAAGGGGCUUGGCAGUUAUAUCUUCAGCUUUGCUACAACGGCUACAAAAAAGAUAUCUGAAUCAGUUGCUGAAACAGCACAAACUAUAAAGAAGUCUGUUGAAGAAGGAAAAAUAGAAAAUAUAAUUGAUAAGACAAUUAUAGGAGACUUUCAAAAGGAACAAGAAAAAUUUGUUCAACAGCAACACACCAAAAAAUCAGAAACAGCUGUGCCUCCAUGGGUAGACAGCAAUGAAGAAGAAACAAUUCAACAACAAAUACUAGCCCUAUCAGCAGAUAGAAGAAACUUUCUGCGUGAUCCACCAGCAGGGGUUCAGUUUAAUUUUGACUUUGACCAGAUGUAUCCAGUAGCCAUGGUGAUGCUUCAAGAAGAUGAGCUCCUGAAUAGAAUGAGAUUUGAUCUUGUUCCAAAACAUGCAAAGGAAGAGGUGUUCUGGAGGAAUUUUUUUUAUCGGGUCUCCCUUAUUAAACAGUCCGCACAACUUACAGCACUGGCUGCACAGCAAGCAGUGAGAAAAGAAAAGAAUGGCAGUGAAGAGGAUAGACAGCUAACAGAUACUGUGAGGCCAAAGACGCCACCUGUUGCAAUCAAAUCUCAGCUGAAACAUCAAGAGGAUGAUGAAGAGAUUUCUACUAGUCCAAGUGUAUCUGAAUUUGUAAGUGAUGCUUUUGAUGCAUGCAACCUGAAUCAGGAAGAUUUGAGAAAAGAGAUUGAACAGCUUGUGCUUGAUGAUGAGAAAAAGGAAACAACUACAGUGGAUGAAGAAAGUGCAGACUGGGAAAAAGAGCUACAACAAGAACUUCAAGAAUAUGAAGUAGUUACAGAAUCAGAAAAACAAGAUGACAACUGGGACAAAGAAAUAGAAAAAAUGCUACAGACAGAAAACUGAUCACUUUGCCUGGAACAUUUUCUAAAAACUGACAUGAACUUGUUCUUACAUUUGCUUCAAGUUCUUUCCUUGAGGCCCAAAGUUCUUUAUAAAAUAAAACUUAAGAUGUUACAUAAUCAGGUAUAGAAAUUGUUCUCAGAAAAUACUGUCUAUUAUCUAGCAACGUAUAUGGCAAGUUUUGGUUGUAUGCUAGGGAUUUUCUAAUCAUCCCAAAUUGUCAUAAAGAAAUUGCAGAAGGGGCUGGGCUAGAAGAUCUCCAAGGUCCCUUCCAGUUCUAUUCUAUUUUUGGUUUAUCAUAAAAUAGUACUUGAUGUAGAAUGAUCCAGAGCACAUGAACACAUAUUUAAAAAUCUAUCUAGAAUUGUCUGGAUCACAUUAUUUGUAUUUUCAUUGUUUUGAUAUUUUCAGAUGAUUAGAAAAUACUAAGUGAAAGAUGCGAAAAUAAUUCCUGACUAUAAGUAAAAUUGUGGCAUUUCUUGUAGUAGAAAACUUGUAUCUCAACUACUUUCAUAUUAAUAAUGGCAAGAAC
Messenger RNA from Protobothrops mucrosquamatus (brown spotted pit viper), 1723 nucleotides. It is a transcript of the gene SYAP1, whose product is annotated as synapse associated protein 1. The transcript has 9 exons. Lineage: Eukaryota; Metazoa; Chordata; Lepidosauria; Squamata; Viperidae. Bases 118 to 1194 code for a protein of 358 amino acids. Gene Ontology annotation, cellular component: synapse; cytoplasm. The record is from RefSeq and is a predicted model, not a curated record.